CGCGAGGGGGGAAAAGGCCCUUGGCGGCCUUCCUCGGACUGUCGGGCCCGUGUUUCGAGUUUGGGGUUCAGAGUGGGGAAAACCGGGCUAGAAGGCGAGAAAAAGGGCGGCGGCGGCGCUGAGCCGGGCGGCGAUAGGACCCUGGAUGCGUUUGUCGGUGUCGCUGAGGGCGGUAUCGAGGCGGAGGAGAAGGAAGCCAGCGUUACUGCGGCGGCGGGGGUCAGGACGGGCAGCGGCCCGGUGGAGGAGAGCCGAGCGGAGGGCGGCGAGGGAGAGCAUGGAUUGAUUGGUAAAGAUGGAGAGAGGCAGAGGAGGAGGAGGAGGAAGGAAUGUGGGGGGCUCUGGCCUACACAGGAGCAUUUACUCCCAGUCCCAGCAGCAGUAUCAUUAUCCUGCCUCCUCUUCUCAGGCGGGCUGCAUGGAAAUCCAGGAGCUGGCCUCCAAAAGAGUGGACAUCCAAAAAAAGAGGUUUUAUCUGGAUGUGAAGCAGAGUUCCCGAGGCCGUUUCCUGAAGAUAGCAGAGGUCUGGAUAGGAAGAGGCAGACAGGACAAUAUCAGGAAAAGCAAACUGACUCUGUCCUUGUCAGUAGCUUCUGAGCUGAAGGAUUGCCUGGGAGAUUUCAUAGAACACUAUGCCCAUUUGGGCCUGAAAGGCAGCCAGAGUCAUCGGAAUGAUCAUGCUAAUGGCAAAGAGCAAGAUUCAAGAAGGCGACAACACCAUCACCCACCAUCACCUCCAGCAUCUGUUGGGUCAGAAGAGCAUCUCCACAGUGUUUUAAAAACGGAGUAUAUUGAAAGAGACAAUAGGAAGUAUUACCUGGAUCUGAAGGAGAACCAACGUGGACGUUUCCUAAGGAUAAGGCAGACCUUGAUUAGAGGACCCGGAAUGAUAGGAUAUUUUGGUCACAGUUUAGGACAAGAACAAACUAUUGUCCUUCCAGCACAGGGGAUGAUUGAGUUCAGGGAUGCUUUGGUCCAGCUCAUUGAAGAGUAUGGUGAAGGAGACAUAGAAGAAAGGAGGAGUGGGGGCGAUGAACCCCCUGAACUCCCAGAGGGGACUUCCUUUAGGGUGGACAACAAGAGGUUCUAUUUUGAUGUGGGGUCCAACAGGUAUGGUAUUUUUUUGAAGGUAAGUGAGGUGAGACCUCCAUACCGUAACACCAUCACUGUCCCAUACAAAGCAUGGACAAGAUUUGGGGAAAACUUUAUCAAGUAUGAAGAAGAGAUGAGGAGAAUUUACAACGGCCAUAAAGAGAAAAGAAUGGAUACCAGAGGGGACAGUGGUGAAGAACAAGAGGGUCUUGAUUAGGAUGUGUUUCAACAGGCCAAGAAGCAAAACAGAGAUUUGGCCGGUGGUAUUGAUGUGUAGUAGUCGGAGGAAGUUGCCUUUGAUUUUGUAAGUUCUUCCCUGUUGUUGCAUAAUUCCAAUCUGUAUAAUAUUACAAGGGUCUGUUUUUCAUCUUAAAUUAUAUCCAGCAACAUAUCUGUGAUUUCUUGAAGGAAUAAUUAACUGGCCAGUGGCUCUGAUAAAAGUAUGUAUAGUAGCACUAAAUUUAUUGUGCCCUCUUAAAUAUUAUGUAUAAGGUUUGUGUUGCAGUGUAACAUGGUAGAAGUGAGCCAGAUGGAAUUAAUAUCGUUUGAUAUUAACCACAGAGCAUUUAUGACCAAAACUGAUCUUUACAUUUUAAGUGUGUUUAUUGGGAAGGUAUCUUCUGCUUACUUUACAGGAAAAACAAUUUGAAGGGGGUGGGAUCACACCUUUAUAUUAUGAUGGCCAGUAGUUAAUUAAAUGGUUGCCCAAUGUUAUGAUAGCUCAGUAAUUUAAGUGUCCCAACAAUAUAAACCCAUGUUUAAUAGACUAGUUCCGAAUAAUGUUGAUCUUGAAUCAUCCAUUCUUUAUGGAUUGCUUACACCAUGUGGGGAGAGUUUAUUUAAAUAGUGUAACAGAAUUUCAAAAGCUAUUUUUGUAUUUGUGGGGUUAAGGGGUUGCUUUGAUGAGGGAAUUUGGUAAUCGAUUGAUGGUUGGGAUUGAAAUUAUAAAUUGAGUGAUUAAGUGUGUGUGUGAUGUGAGAAAGUAUUAGAAUAACUUUUUUUAUCUUUAUACUUUGAAAAAAUGCUUUGAGAGAUUUUGGUGCAGCACUUAAUUGGUAUCAAGCAGAUCUCUGGUUUUACAUUGUUUUAGCUGAAGCAUUCACUACAUUCCUUUAUAAAGGAAAAUUAUUUCCUAUAUAAGUGUUGUCUCUUAACACAAUAUUGUAAACCACAGUCUAUACAUUUUUUGUUUUGUUUUGUUAAAACAGAAACCUAUUGUUGGGGGCAAAUUAGCUUACAGUUGUAAACCGCUUAGACACUGCUUAGGCAGUAUGAAGCGGUAUAUAAAUGAAGCUUGUUUGUUUUGUUUAUGUGUAAAGAUGCAUGUAGAGACAAUACCAACCAAAAUAAUCAAGAAAAUGGCUGGAAGGGUCUAUGUGGAUUAUGGGGGGGCAGGAUACUUGUUACAAACUUUUUUUAUGGGAAAAGCUUCUAACAGGGCUGCAAUCCUACGUACAUUAACCUGGGAAUGAGGCCUAGUAGAUACACUGAAACUGAUUUCCAAGUAGACAUGCCUAGGAUUGCACUUUAAAUCAGAUUUUAAAUUGGAUCUAGAAUGUUCUGUUUUCAAACAAUUGCUUUAGACCUUGAUACUGUGUAAUUAUUUCUGUCUAUGAACAAGCUAUUUUACAUGUACAGAAGCAUAACCUCAUAGUCCUUUUCCAACUAUUCACAUUUGGCCAUUUAAAGUCCAAAAGAAAAUUAUUUUCCAUAACCCAAGCAAUGGUAGCUUUACUUUUUUCUCUACUUGCUAUUUCCAUUACAACGUUGCAUUAAACAUGCUCUGUGUCUCCUUUUUUCAGGUUUAUUUGUGAAGGUGGAAAAUAUAGCCCAACAUUUAUCUUGGUGCCACAGUAUUUUUUUUCAAACAUAAGGAAAAGAGUUUGCACCAAAAUCAUCAAAUGAACUUUAGAAAUGUGUGUUACAGUUGUGACAGAGAAAAAGAGAAGUAUGGACUUUAAUUUCACUGUUUUAGGUGAUUUGCCCAGUACUGUAUAUGGUAAUUGGACCUAUUGAACAUUUAGUCUAGUUUCAGAAAUAACAAAUGCCAUCCAACCUAAAACUAAGAUUUCUAAUUUGGUUAUUUUAAGUAUGAGAGGCACACUGGGCCAUAAGAGAUUCUUGGAAGCUAUACAUUAAUCUUGUAUGAAAGUUGGGGGUGGGGGAAACCUUUGGAUUUAUGGAUGGAUGGAUGGAAGUAUUCUGUAUAUGUUGUUGAACUGAUAGUUGUAGUUAAUUGACUGAACCUAAAUUACGACACUGUUGAUUUUUUGCUGCACAUCCCAAUGCCUGUAUAAUGGCAAUGGUGUCAGAUUCCAAAACAGGGGAUAUGUGAAUGUAGGAACUCCUGAUGCUCACAUUUUCCUAGUUUAUGUCUUGCUAAGUGCAUUUUCUAACCCAUCCUGUUUAAAAUGGAUACUUUGAUCAGUCAAUUUGGGGGUUAGGGAGGCAGUUAUUGCAAGGACUGUAGUCAUGUGGCCCUCCAGAUGUUUUUGGACUGUAACUUCCAAAAUGCCUCAUUAUCAGCUGUGGUGUCUAAGGAACCCAGGACUUGCAGUCAAACAAUAUCUGGAGAGCCACACCAUUAUCAUCCUCACUUUUACUAGAACUUUAUCUUACCUUGAUAAAAACAUUUCACAGAAAUAGUUUGUAUUAUUUCUAUGAAUUUUGAUUGGUAAAAGUAUAUUAAUUGGGGGGUUAAUCAGUGUUUAAGAAAAUGCAUUUCCUCCACAAUUUUUAAAGAAAAGUCAAUAACUGUGAAAUGUUACCUACUCCAUUCAGAAAGCAUAUUAGUUAAUACACUGGCAUGUGCAAACUUGCACUACUGUUAUCUAUCUCUUGCUUUCUGAACUGAGCCAGGUACUACGUAGACCUGUUGCAUAGUGCCCUCUUUCACCCAACUCAGAUUUCUGUAUCCUUGCGCUCUUAAACAGGGCUCAAUUGUUCUCUGUAUACAGGCACAGGGUGCCAUGUUCUUCAAAUCAGUGACUACAAAUUAAUACAGAUGUGAGCAUCUGAGACUUACUACAUAUGAGCCUUAAAAGUUGCCACCUGCUCUAUAUAGUGACAUGCUGGUUUUAAUUUAUCCAUUGGAAGUGACUAGUUUUGUUCUUGUCUUCAAAUCCAAGGUUUAUAUAGUCAGAUUUACACUGGUAAGAGCUUAAAUGGUAAUUUGGGAAAGAGUUUCUCUUUAAACCUGGCAGCACAUCUACACCUUUGGAGAGUGGCAAUAACACGUUGAGUAUUUGUUUGCAGAAGGGCCUGUUAUAAUGUAAAGAAAUAUUAUUUGCACCCCCCAAAAUGCCAUGUCCCUUAAACUUGAGAAAAACACAAGCUUAUUUGCACUAAAAAGCGUGGCCAAAAACAAUUCUAGGAGGGCAGGGUGAAAAAAUCAGUUUGUACCUCUUAAAUUAUUUGUUCUCAUGAGAGAAUUUUACAUUAAAGCCCUGACCUCUCUUUUAAAACUUUAUGGUCCAGACAGAAAGUCUGUCACUUUUGUGAUUUCAUAAUAAUGCACUUUAUAUUUUAUAAAUAAUAGAAGCACAUUUCUGCUACUGGUUUGGUACAGUGUGUUUCAAUAUAACUUAUACUCUUAAUCAGUAUAACAAUGGCCUUCUGCAUGCAUGUCUGUGAGUGAUCUAUUGGAAGGAUUAGAUCAAAUUGUAUUGACAUGAUGGAGAAGAAUAGGCACAAACUAAAAUUAAUUUCAAAAUGUCAAAGGCCUAUAAUUUCAGAAAUGUUGAGUCCAAACCAAUUGGCUCAAGAUGUCAACAUUUCUGAAAGUCAAAUACUUCAGCCGGUUUUCAGAUAUCUUAUUCCUGCAACUGAUACAGCUGUGGGUUUAAAUAACUGUAGUUUUGCAGUGUUGUCACAUAAUCCUUCUCCUGAAAAGUAUUGUAGGGGAUCAAAUUUUGUGUGGCUUACACAGGUAGGCCAUUUGUGCUGACUAUAUCUCAUAAUACUUUGCUUUUUUGCUACAGUAGAAAGUAGAAAGGUGUUAUUAUGAUCAAAUAUUGAUAGAAAAGAGUUCUAUAGUGCAGUUUAAAAUGAGAAUAAAUACCUUGUAUAAUGCAUCACACCAAUUCUGUAAAACCAAGAAGCUUUGGAUGAAAAAUCUGCAGAAAACCCUUUUUGUUCCUGUGCUCAAAAAGUAGGAAGCAAAUAUGUCUAAUUUAUCUAUGAUAAAUAAAAGAUCUAUGAUCUUUUCUUUUCCAUGUGUUAGUAAGCAAAUACAAAUGUCUACUAACCUAACCUUUUAUAUUUUAAUUCUUUCAGGGCCAAGCAGGGAAACUAUUCUCUGAAUAGUUUCACUUUAAUGGCAGUUAAAAAUAAAUGUCAGUGAAUUUUUCAUGACCUCUUUCUGUUUAGCUAGAUUUGCAACUACAGGUAAUAUAUAUCAUUGGACCAUAAUGUAACACUAAUGUAUUAUGUCCGUAUGCUAUAAGAAACAUACCCUUCCUGUAUAAAGACAAUUAAAUGGCAGCAAAUUAUACUGUAUGUUCAGCCAGUCAACUACAUGUUCUUCCAUGUAUCUUUCAUUAAAGUGGAUAAAGCUGGGUCAGAUAACUGCAGGCAGACUGCUGGCCCUAACACCUGAUCCACCUUCCUCUAGAUGUCUGCCCAAAAAGGGAAAUGUAAUUUAUGCUCACAUUGCUAAGGGAAAAAUAAUUUAUAUUCAAAUUGUAUACAGAUAUGGCUAAUAGUUGCUUUCCUCAACCAUUAUUAGUAUUUGCUGUCUCCUUCCCCUUUAGACAGCCUAUUUUUCCACUUAGUUAUAGACCAGAGCAGUGAGGAAUGGUUUCAGUUUAAGAAGGAAAGAAUCGUGUGAAACAGUCCUAAGAAAUGUAGUUGAUCAGAGGAUGCAAAUGUCUGCAGUGACUGUAUCAAUAGUGUUUUCAUAUUAGUGCAAGUUCUCCAUCUAUAGCUGAAUCAGUUUAAAAAUCUAAGAAUCAACUUUGAUUAAUGAGAGAUAUCAGUCAAAUGUUUAGUUCACUAAGCAAUGUUAAGAUAUUUAAUCUAAAUCUACAGUGAUAGAUAUUCUGGUUUUUCAAAAUAAUUUAAAUAUAUAUAAUACUGGAUUUUUUUACAGGACAUAGAAAAGCAGGCCUCUCAGUCGAGCUGAAAACAGGGGAAAGCAUGAAAAAAUUAAACUUUUUACAAUAUGAAAUAAGGAUUGAAAAGUGCAGUAUGAAUAUAUAACACUGGAUACCAUAAAUUUUCAUGUAAUGGUUGAAUCUUAAAUUUCAACACUUGUAAGAAACAAACCUAACCUUCAAAAUAGGCUCAGAUUAAAAUGGGCCUUUGCAUAAAUUAGUCAAACACUUGGAAUGGCGAUUGGGCUUCGAUAACAUACGCUUGUUAGUGAAAUUGUCUGGAUUAUUUUAUUUUGUUCACUGAAAAGGUUUAAAAAAUCUAAAGGGAAGAAAACCAGCGUGAUUCAGGGGACUGAUGAUCAUUUACUGAUAAUUCUGUUAAUUGCAACUGUAGCAGUUUGUGCCAUG
This is a messenger RNA of Sceloporus undulatus (fence lizard), 6593 nucleotides long. RefSeq names its product purine rich element binding protein G (gene PURG). The record is from RefSeq and is a predicted model, not a curated record. NCBI's taxonomy places the organism in Eukaryota, Metazoa, Chordata, Lepidosauria, Squamata, Phrynosomatidae. Gene Ontology annotation, molecular function: DNA-binding transcription factor activity, RNA polymerase II-specific; RNA polymerase II transcription regulatory region sequence-specific DNA binding; purine-rich negative regulatory element binding. Gene Ontology annotation, biological process: regulation of transcription by RNA polymerase II. The transcript is spliced from 2 exons. Gene Ontology annotation, cellular component: nucleus. The coding region runs from base 296 to 1309 and encodes 337 amino acids.